CACACGCCUUGGUGGGAAAGAAACGGGUGGCGUCGGGUCUUACGGUUGUCGAUAUGACGGGUCUGCCUCACCGCGCGCUAUCUUCUCCGGUGGAAUGUUCAGUCGAGCCGCCUGUGGGGGUACUUAAUGGCACAGCUGAUGCCCGGAGGGAUUAAAGGGAGGUAACCAAAACCAAGCCAGAUACAGUUAGCCUAUAAUGUCAACACAUGAUCUGAAGUUGCAGCAGUCAAGUUGUCAAAGCGGAGUGAAAGCCAGCGUGACUUGCUUUGUCCCAGAUCAGGAGAGAUUGUACACACAAACUGACAAAUCACGUUUUCAGAAUGUAAGUGAACAUGAGAAGUUACAUCCUGGACCAUUGGCUCAACACAUCCACAACAAGAAAGAUUUAGAAACUAGAACUACUGCAUCUUCUCCAUCGUUGCAGUUAACAGGCCAGCAGAAAAGCAGCAGAGCUUUUGUCCUUGCACAUAGUUUUCAGGUAGCUUUGCAGGCUACAAAUAGCGUUUACAGCACACAUGAAGCCGUAAAAAACACAGCUAAUCAAAACCACACAGAGCUAAGGGACGUGCUUUCACCAACGGAGCAAUGUGGCAAAUCAACUGGUGAAUUAUUUAAGAAUAGAGAUGGGCCAAAAGCAAGCUUUGAUGAAGACAGUUUUACCACUCUGCAUCAACAUGGACAUAACACACCAAAGCAGGGACAAAAUACAGGAAUACAACACAACAUAGGCCUUCAUGAACAAAUGCAAAUUGUCCACAACGGCUCACAAAGACAUUGUACUCAACCUGUUUGUGAGGUUCAAACAGAAUUCAAAAAGGAAUCUGGAGCCAACGACUGUAGAAAGAAUGCUGCAACAACUCCACAGUACCACAGUAAUCUGACCUCCUUUGAAGUGGACAAUGGUCUAAAAGCAAGCACUGAUUCCCAGUUUUUUGCACACCAUUCAGAAGUAGUAAAUCCGGUCUUGCCAUUAGACUCUUUUCCUGCUCCUCAUUCUGAUAGUACCCCUGAGCCAGAACCUGGUCUUAUCAAUCCUACAUCAGCUAUGUUGACAUCGGCCCUGGCCUCAGUUCUUCCUCUACCUUGGAGUGGCCGUCUUCGAAGACCCAAGCAAGGCGGCAGCGAAGUACAGCAUGAGCCCCAAGAUUGUGGACAGAAUGCCAACCCAUCUACCUUAUUUUGCCAGGAUCGGCAGCAACAACCGUUUCUUCCUUCCCAGAGGCGACCAUCUGAACACAUGUUGGCCAAUGACAAUGACAUGCAGUUGACUGCAGGAACCAGCUAUAACUCUCCUGACUGGCAAAAAGAGAACAAUUCCCCGAACAUCACAACCACAAUACAGCCAAAGAGACCCAUUAUUAAAUCCUCCUCUGUGGGUAUGAUGUACAAUAAUACAGAUUUGCAUUCUUUUCCCACACCUCUGGACACUCGUCAGGUACCAAAUUUGGCCCAUUCAGAGUACAGAAUAUCAAAAACUGGAGAUGAACAUGAGCCUUUCAAAUCAUUGAGCUCUAAGCCAACAACAAGCAGUCUACUUCUUUCCUUGAGGAGGUCAAAUUUGAGAAGCUCCAGUGCUGAGCUCACACAAUCACAGACUCAGAUGACUAGGUCUGUCAGGUCCCUUACAUUGCCUAGCAGAGUUGUUUUGAAAACUCCAUCAUUUGCCCAUUCUGUUACCACUGAUGACCAAACCCCCGAAUAUCCAGACACUCCUGCAAGAACAGAGGAAAUAGCAGUCAGUCAGUUCCCUUUCUCACAUAGAAUUAAGAGUAGAGUGCCAUUAAGAAAAUCUCUGUUUCUAAACAAACCAGAGACAGAAAUUUCAAAGAGACUAGAAGCUUCUGUUGCCAGAGUAGAGGAGGAACGUUUCCCAAUCUCCACAACCAAAACCGGCCAACUUGGAAUUCUCAGAGCUCAACAGAGUUCUUAUUCAGUGUUUUUGAGGAAAUAUUCCAGUACAGAGGACAUAGAUCCAGCGGAACAAAAUGCUGCCAACAACACCAACCUGCAAAACUCCAAUAUGACCAGACAAAAAGUAAUUCCAGAUACCACAAUUUCUCCCAAAGUCUUAGCAAAGAAUGUUCAACAAUGUGGCUUUAAUGUUCAAAAAUUAAAAUCACAAAGUACACACAAUAUAAUAGCCAGUAGUUCUUCAGGUACAAGCACCUUCACAGACAGGCUUAACUACUCACCCAGGAAAGACUCUUCUGUAGAUGAUACAAGUCCCACAAAUGUUGGGCAGAUAUAUCUGGACUCUAAGAAAUAUUCUCAGUCAAGUCAAAGCACUAUGGAUCUUUCGAGCCCUCUUUCUCCAAGCAGACCUCUCAGAAGUGUAAGAGUACCAAGCAUUUAUUCAUACCUACGGGAGUCCAGCCCAGCUGUGUCCACCCCUUCCCCUUCCACCCCUUCUUCCCACAUACAGAGAGGUGAAACAUCGCCUCCUAAGCAAGAUGGAGGUGUAACACUGCAGGGUGACCGGAAAACAUUACCUUCAAGAUUUUCAUUUGACUUCAACCCAUUUGUGCCACAGGUACAAGCAUUACAAAGAAACUCGUAUAGCUCCAGCUCCCAUAUAGUACCAGCUCAAUCUCUGCCUCCUGAUUUUGGACGAAGAUCAGCACCUCGUCUCAGCACUUCUCCAUAUUCUAGCCUCAUCUCCUCACGACCUACACUCAGCAACACUUUACAAGAACUAUCCUCUCCACCUGUGUCCAAAACUCAUACCCGAUCUACAUCUUAUGAUAUUGUAACCACUCCUGCAGACUUCAUAAAAGGUGAUCCAAGCUCUUCACUGUCUACAUACACAGGCAUAAUAAGAAGACCAAAGGAACAGUUAGCUUCUCCUAACAGAAAACAGAGGACAGCAGUUCAAGAUUAUACAAGCGCCCUAGAUAAUCACAAACCUGCCCAGCCAUGCCUCUUACAAGCUGCACCAGAUACAAGUUUUGUCAUGGAAAGCCAAAGCGCAAAUAUAAGCCCACACCCAAGGCAGCCAGACACAGGCUCUAACAACUUCUGCCAUCAGGAGCAUGAUGGCUUGAUGGAACUUCAGCUUGAUAAGGGUAAUGCUUACCCCAAGCACAGGCUGAGUAAGAAAGAUAAGUAUUUAAUACCUGAUAAGCUCACAGUAGAAAAUGAGACUCCACUGACAGCUGAGAAAGAGAUUCCCGCUGUGCAUAUGCAUGAGAGAUUACAGGAAAUGCAAAGUUCCAAUUCAAAAAAAGGCCUCUUUAGUUCACGAGUUAAGAAAGACAAAGAAGAUGUCUUUUCUUCAGCUUCAUUGCCAGACAAAGAGGUUGUUAGUCCCCAGUAUUUAAAAACCAAAAGACAUUCGCCAGUGUUUAAAACGAGCAGCAGGAUUGACCAGAUGUUAAAUCGCUGGAAACUGACAUUUGGUGUCAAACGUUCAGACAGCUCACUUGACGCACUACCGAAAAAGAACAAGAGUCCCACUCAGCAACCCUCAGAUACUGAGACUUUUGAAAGUCCCAAGACAGAAGAGAAAGCAAGUUCUGAGAGCCACCCGGAGAAUUCUAACUACUCUUUAACAACUGAUAAAACCUCUUUAAAUUCCUUGUCACUACUAACAUUCAAAAAAUCUGAGAAUACAUUAAAUAUGGAUGAACAAAAUAAGUCUACGGCUGAAAUAAAUUAUUCUGGGUGCACACGGGAGGCCCCCAACUCAUUCUUGACCACCAAUAAAUCAUCUUUUGCCUCUUUUGGGUCCUUGUUGCCACGUACAUUAAAGAUAUCUGAGAAAACCUUAAAUAUGGAUUGGCAAAAUAGAUCUACAACUGAACAAAAGGGUUCUGAGUGCACAUGGGAGGCCUCCAGCUCAUCUUUGACCACUGAUAAAGCCUCUUUUGCAUCUUUGUCGCCACUUACAUUAAAGAAAUCUGGGAAUACUCUAAAUAUGAAUUGGCAAAACAGAUCUACAACUGAACAAAAAGGUUCUGGGUGCACGUGGGAAGCCCCCAACUCAUCUUUUACCACCGAUAAAGCAUCUUUUGCCUCUUUUGGGUCUUUGUCGCCACUUACAUUAAAGAAAUCUGAGAAUUCUUUAAAUAUGGACUGGCAAAACAGAUCUACAACUGAACAAAAGGGUACUGGGUGCACAUGGGAGGCCCCCAACUCAUCAUUGACCACUGAUAAAGCACCUUUUGCUUCUUUUGAGCCCUUGUCACCGUUAACAUUAAAGAAAUCAUCUGAGAAUAAAUUAAAUGUUGAUCAGCAAAAGAGGCAUAGCGAUGAAAAUGGAAACCACUCUUAUGGUAGGAGCUUUAGUCCACAUAGGCUAAAGGCCCAAAGUAUGAAUCGUUCUGCCACCUUGCCACAUUACAGAAAAUCCUCUGUCGGUCCCCCAUCACCCUUUUAUUUGUUUGAUUUUGAUUCAGAAGAAAUUCAGGAUGACAAUGUGUUUUAUAGUCCAGUGAGCAAAAAAACAAAUUCACUGUGUGAGUCUGAUUACUUCUCUUCUCUGAACUCCAAGAGUCCCGUGCAGCAAAACCUUGUGAGGUCUCACUUGUCCUCGUCAUGUGCUGAUUUAAAGUAUGGUCUACACAAUGGACGAUCUUUCUCAGUAAACAGUGUGGUUUCAAGCCGCCCAUCAGGUCCUGGACGAAUCUCAACAAGCAGCAUCAGCGACCUCUCAAGUUUGGAUGACUUUGUGCCGAAGGGGGAUUAUACAGUAGUUGACUCUCCAAUGAGUAGUAGCCAUUCUCCAAUCUGUGAUGCCAAAUCUAUCACUGGUAAACAGUCUGAACCUGUAUAUACAGAUGAUCUUGAUCUUGAUCAUUAUGAUGCAGACCCAACCCCACCUCCAUCACCAACUAUGUCCUCUUCACCUCGUCGGAUAUCCCAGGCACCUUCUGUGUCUUCCCCCAUGUGGACAACUCCAGAAAAUCUGUCUCCUACUCGUGGAAUCCUGUCAUCAAGGAGCUACACAACCAGCUUGACUGUUUUUGAGGAGUCUGAUUCUGACACCACAACCGAUGAUGAAUACUAUCUUGACAAUUGUGAUGAUGCUGUAGAAACAGAACUUUAGAGGAGGUAAUUAUGUGUUGUUCAAUUCCAUCAUAUUGAAUAUGUGGUUACAUAUACGCUUAGGGUCUUCUACGAAAUUAGAAACAAUCUAAAUUGUAAUAACAACUAGAAAUCCAGAUUGGAUAUGAAUAGAAGGAAUUAUAAUAUAUCAGAACUAUAAGACCAUGUUGAUUUAAUAUUUUUUGUUAUAAAUUAAAUAUAAUGGGCUUUUUGAAUACUUUAGUGUUUGAGGAUAACAAUUUUUUAUUUCAUUAUGAAUUCAUAUACAAUACAGUACAAUGCACUGUUUCAUUAGGUUUUUUAAGUAUAUUUUCUGGAUCUUAAGGCUUUGAAAUGGUGAAUUCUCACAUCAUUCCUUUUAUUGAGACCUGCUUCCUGUAGGUUAUUGACUGUUUCAUUCACUGUGGCAUUUGAAAGCACAGCAUGUCAGUUACAAUACAUUAUUUUCCUGACAGACAUUCUAUAGUCAGUAGCUGUAAACUAAGAAACUGAACCCCAACUGUUUAACAGAGGUGUUUGAAUUUUUUCAACUCAUACUGCUCCUUUAACAGUCAGAAAAAAAAAUAGAAAAAUUGAAUAUCGGUGCCCCUGUAACACUGAUGAUUCCACAUUAAUUAUGGUUUUAAGUCUGUAAAGAAGAUGAUGUUACAGAAGUCUGCUAUCCAUUUGAUAUUAUUGUUAAAAGUAUGAAAGUGUUAUUGAAAACUGGCUGAUCCUGGCAUAUGCGACAUCUGCUACUUGUUAAUUUGAGGUUCAAACACGGCCUCUCACAAUCUAUGCAAAAGACAUACCACUAGAUGAACUAAGCAUUCUUAAAUAAGACCUCACAGUUCAUUUUAUUUGCUGUAUAAUUUAAUUGUGCUGUUUGUGUGCGUCAUGUUUGUGUGUGGCUUUCAGUGUAAUUUUAAUUGAUCUUUUAUUAUAAUUUUUUUUAUGCAGAGCAGGGGUUGGGGCAUCAUUUCUCCCCUAGAGCCUAUAGGACCUCCAUAAGAUGUUAAGAUGCUCAAUUGCAGCACUGACAACAACACAGUACUACUAAAUGCUGUAUAACAUAGGCCUACGUAUGUAAGGACCUUUUUGUAAGGGAAUUCUUGAAUGUCUUCAUUAAAUCGGUUAUAUUUAUUAACAUUUAAUAUAUUGACUACACUAUAUUUUUCUUAAGGCAUAAGUAGAAGAAUAUUGAUCACUUGUAAAAAAAAAAAUGUAAUAAAUUAUCUGUAAAUGACUAACUUUGCACAUGACUCAAGUUAAACUGCUAUGCUAAACUUUAAUUAGCAAGUACACUCUGUGGUCUAGUAAACUCUUUAAUUCUAAUAACAGAAAUUCCUUAAUUACAGCUCAUUAAAACAGGCCGACACUGUUGCGUGUCAUGUCACAACCUGCCACAAUGAACAGUUAUGACUAUGAAUGAUGCAACUAAUUUGGCCCUCUUGUACGAUCUAUGUUUCAGUAAUGGUUGGCAGGUUUGCGGAAGCAGUAGGCCUGUUCUCUUAAAAAAAAACAUGACUGCCUUCUUUGGCCUUCUUGAGUAUUUUGAGUAUUAUUUUUUUUACGAAUUAAGUUAGUGAGUUAUUCAUUGUCACAAUAAUCCUUCACUUUUUUUUACUUUCGUAACGAUGUAACCUGCUGAAAGGACCACUGAACGAAUAUUUUUGUUAAACGAAUCUCCUACUCCACACGUAGUUCUCCAUUUAAAAAAAAAAGCUUUUGGAUCACGUAUAUUUCUAGCUUUCUAGCAUUGAGUUGGAUGAGUCUGUUUUCACGUUGCUCUGGUAACGGCUGUUGUGGUUGUAAGGCGUGCAUUUGCACCCGUCUCCAUAAUGUCAUACUGUCUAGGCUUUAUGUUCUCGUUUUUAAACUCCCUCAAUGUUGUUUACUCUUUGGUUGCAGUUUUAGCCCCCUCUACGUUUUUUACUUCAACUUGUCGAUGUCAUUGUGAAAAUACAGUUCACGCUUUUGUUUACUUUUCGAUAUUCACCGGAUUGGUUUGAUUUGAAUAUUAUAAGGAUAAAACGCAUUGCCUAUUUAAGCUCCUUCUACCUAUUAAACAUUUUAAUUCAGGUAUUUUUAAGAAUAUUGGCUAUUCUGUUUCUUGAGAAUGAAGAGGACUCGACUGAUCAAGUAAGUAGCAUUUUGUGGUCUCAACAGAAGUGGUUUAUUAAAAACACCUGUCUUAAUUUUGAAUUGAGUAUAUGGUGGAGUUAAAUGUAGCCUAAUAAUCCAAUAAAAUAGUCAUAAUCCUAGUUAAAUAAUCCCAUUUCCCAUACCUAGCCAUGGCAAAAGCUUAAUCAGGGUGCAGAGCUUCAGCCUCAGUUAAACAGUAUACUGUUAUAAAUUAUAACCGUAUAAUAUAAUUUAUAAUAUACCCCCCCAGAAUUGUUCCUUUUCGGCUAAUUGAAAUGUAAAUCCAUGUUAAUGUUUUACAGAAUAAACUCUCGCUCUCUCUCUCUCUCUCUCUUCAUCCUAUAAGCAGCAUGUGCUAGCAUGAACAAGAAAAUUUAACACACAUACUCUUUUGACAGGUAUGAAAUACAGCAAAACAUGCAGACUCGUUACUAAACGAGUGAAGCAAUAGAAAAAAAACUGUCAAUCAUUUUCCCCCCUUUAGCCAUCAUCCAACAGCUCCAGCUGGGGAAACUACAUCAGAGUCUAAUGUCAUACUUGUAGCACAGCUGGAAACUGUUUUCAGCAGAGCAGCCAGGAUCAUCCAGCGAGCAUGAAGGGCACAUGUUGUUAGUGAUCACAGUCAACAUUCAUGUUACUUUUUCUCCGGCUUUGUUACAUAUGACUGAAUGCACAAAUAAAAAGUAGUGCAUACUGUGCCUGUCAUGUGUAGGAUACUGCUGUCUUCAAGCACCUCAAGAAACUAGUGAGCUUCCAUAAUCAAGGGGAUCCACGUCUCCUUCUUAGAUUUAUUAAUCCUGCAGAGGUAAGUUUGUUACAAUGCAUAUGUGAAGCUUAAUUGAG
This is a messenger RNA of Sinocyclocheilus rhinocerous, 8010 nucleotides long. RefSeq lists its product as uncharacterized. The transcript is spliced from 7 exons. Bases 197 to 5044 code for a protein of 1615 amino acids. Lineage: Eukaryota; Metazoa; Chordata; Actinopteri; Cypriniformes; Cyprinidae. The record is from RefSeq and is a predicted model, not a curated record.